AUGAUAGUUACUGGUUCUGAGACGCAGUAUGGGAUUGUGAUUGAUGCAGGAUCAUCUGGAUCACGAUUGCACAUUUAUCAAUGGGAUUCGCCUCAAUACACGUUGCACACAGAAGAAAAGAAUCAGGACCAUGAGGAUACCAAUGGCGUAAUGCUUCUCAAGUCUGUGCCUCAGAUUCACCAGCAAAAGAAUUGGACCCAUAAGAUAUCCCCUGGUCUUUCUAGUUUCAAAGAUAAACCUUCACAAGCAUAUUCGAAACAUAUCAAAGAGCUAUUGGAUUUUGCCAAAGAUAUCAUCCCAGCAGACAAGAUCUCUGAGACACCCAUUUUCAUCCAGGCGACUGCUGGUAUGAGGUUAUUAUCCAAAAGGAAACAGGAAUUGAUUUUGGAUGGACUUUGUAAAUCGAUUAGAAGCGAAACAAAGUUUCUAUUAGAAGACUGCCAUUCUCAAAUCCAGAUCAUCGAUGGAGAAACAGAAGGAUUGUAUGGUUGGUUAAGUCUUAACUACCUGCUGGGAAACUUCAAUAAUUAUGUUCCGGAGAAUCAGCUUCAACAUUCAUCUUCUGGGUUCAUGGAUAUGGGUGGUGCUUCCACGCAGUUGGCGUUUAUGCCGAGUGAUCCGGAGGAGAUUUCAAAACACAAAGAGGAUAUACAUACGAUCUAUUUGAAAAAUAUCAACGGUGAUAUACAGGAAUGGGACGUUUUUGUGAGCACUUGGCUUGGGUUUGGUGCCAAUCGUGCUAGAUCAAGAUAUUUGGCUCAGUUAAUUAACUCCUUACCCGAAAAUGCAAACGAAGAAGACGAUGACGAUUAUGAAACAAGACAAAUCAAUGACCCUUGCUUACCUAGGGGAGCCAAGACCAAAUUUGAAUUUAAGGAUAAGGAUUUCGAAAUCAAUGGUGUUGGAGAUUUUUCCCACUGCUUGAAAUCUAUGUAUCCGUUGCUAUUAAAUAAUUUACCUUGUGCGGAAGAGCCAUGCCUUUUCAACGGUGUCCACGCACCGAACAUUAACUUCGAGAAGGACAAGUUUGUUGGAAUAUCGGAAUAUUGGUAUACGGCGAAUGACAUUUUCAAGAUGAAUGGGGAAUACAACUUCCAUGAAUUUUCGUCUAAAGUCAAAGAAUUUUGUGAAUCCGAUUGGGACACACUCAAAAAGAAUAAUGACGAUGGUUUAUACAAUAAUAUACCUGAUUCAUUUUUAAUGGAUAGUUGUUUCAAGGCAAACUGGAUUUUAAAUGUAUUGCAUGAAGGAUUUGAUCUUCCACGUAUGGACGUUGAUAUCAAAGAUACAGACAGCGCAGAUGAUAGACAUGUACCGUUUAAAAGUGCGGACAAAAUAAAUGGUAAAGAUUUAUCGUGGACGUUGGGAAGAAUUCUGAUGUACGCAUCUGGUCUUGUAACAGUUGGUGAUAAAGGGACAACAGUUGGUAUAAUGCCAAGUCCCAUGGAAGUCAAAAAACUAGGGAAGAAGUUCAUUCCUGGGGCCAUUGAGAAACUCCAAAACAAUGUUACUGGUACUGGCUCGCCUUCAAUUUGGUUUUCACUCAAAACUUGGAUGUUUAAUAUAAUGCUUGUCCUUUUCAUUUUUGUUCCAAUCUAUAUUUGUAUCAACAAGUUCCGUUUAAUGAAACAUGUUCCAUUACACAGAAUACGGGAGGGCUUCAAUGUAUUACAUUCGCAUCUAUACAAGUUCAAGAAUUACAGCAAACUUUCCCGAGAUGAGGAGACAUUAUCAAAAUUAGAAGAAGGAACCAUGGAACGAGGAAGAUUUGGACGUCAGGAAAUGGAGAACACAUCAAAUUUUCGUAGCAGGAGUAUGAUGAAUCUGGGAGGAUCAAUGGGUGAAAGAGAAGCAUACCCUUUAUCAGACAGAAAAUCCUCACAUUUCCAAAAUUCUAAUCCUGAUUUGGUAUCAGGUGUGAGACCAGUAUUUUCUAUGACGGAUUUCUCAUCCUACAAGAAUCCAAAUAGAAGCUGA
This is a messenger RNA of Kluyveromyces marxianus DMKU3-1042, 1977 nucleotides long. RefSeq names its product apyrase (gene YND1). The coding region runs from base 1 to 1977 and encodes 658 amino acids. Gene Ontology annotation, molecular function: nucleoside diphosphate phosphatase activity. The record is from RefSeq and is a predicted model, not a curated record. Gene Ontology annotation, biological process: nucleoside diphosphate catabolic process. The transcript has a single exon. Gene Ontology annotation, cellular component: membrane. Lineage: Eukaryota; Fungi; Ascomycota; Saccharomycetes; Saccharomycetales; Saccharomycetaceae.